Messenger RNA from Nematocida minor, 261 nucleotides. RefSeq lists its product as uncharacterized. The transcript has a single exon. Lineage: Eukaryota; Fungi; Microsporidia. The coding region runs from base 1 to 261 and encodes 86 amino acids. The record is from RefSeq and is a predicted model, not a curated record.
AUGACAUACAUAAGCACACAAAAGCCAGACUCCCCUGCGCCGCAGAGUAUGUCCCUUGAAGAGCUCAAGCAGGGUCUGCUGGACUUGGCAAUUGAGAGAACUGAAAGCAUAGCACACAGCGAGCUGGUCAAAAUCCUCACAACAGUCGGGAAUAGGCUAACACUCUUCGAAGCAAACCAGGUGCUAUCUCUCAUUCCCGCAAAGAACGGAAUAAUCGAAAUAUCUGCGCUGAUCAGUGCACUAGAGGAGACGUCAGAAUAA